Molecule: messenger RNA, 1431 nt
Organism: Sclerotinia borealis F-4128
Lineage: Eukaryota; Fungi; Ascomycota; Leotiomycetes; Helotiales; Sclerotiniaceae
Source: the annotation of a GenBank genome assembly
AUGAAACCCAAUGCCCGCCCGCGAUCCCCCUCCUCCCUCACCCUCCCCGAAACCCUCAUCCACCUCUCCCUCACGCUCCUCUGCCUCCUCCUCCUCAACCCCCUCUCCCUCUUCCAAACCCAAACCCCCACCCGCGAACCACUCCUCGCCUCCCUCGCCCUCAGCGGCAUCGCCUUCUCAUCCACCUACUCGAUGAUCCGCUGGCUCGGUCCCACCUUCAUACGCGCCGGUCUCAAAGGAACCGACCUCUCCAAACGCGAUCGCCGGGAAAUUCCCGAAACCAUGGGUGCCAUCUGCGCCGUCGUCUAUUUGCUCAUCAUCAUGGUGUUUAUUCCGUUUGCGUUCUAUAAGGAUAUUGUGGCGGCGACGAGUGGAGGUGGGAAUAGGGAUGUGGUGUGGGAGGUGAGGGAGGAUCUGGGCAUGGAUGUGCAGAAUGGGAGGUUUUUGCAUAGGUUUCCGCAUAGUAAGCUAGCAUCCUACCUCUCGGCCAUCCUCUCCCUCCAAUCCGUAGUGAUCCUCGGAAUUGGCGACGACCUCUUCGAUAUCCGGUGGCGGCAUAAAUUUUUCAUCCCCGCCAUCGCCAGCAUCCCCAUUCUAAUCGUCUACUUUGUCGAUUUCGGCGUGACGCAAAUCGUCAUCCCAAUCCCCCUACAACCCUAUCUCGGCGAAUUAUUCCAACUGGGUCCUCUAUAUUACAUCUACAUGGCCGGCAUCGCCAUAUUCUGCCCCAACAGCAUCAACAUCCUCGCCGGCAUAAACGGCAUCGAAGUAUCGCAAUCCCUCAUCAUCGCCCUCCUCCUCGUCCUCAACGAUACCCUGUACCUCCUAACCCCGUACCCGCACCCCGCCACCGACUCACAUCUCUUCUCGCUGUACCUACUGCUCCCCUUCAUCGGCGUAUCCCUCGCCCUCCUCUUCCACAACUGGUACCCUGCCCGCGUCUUCGUCGGAGACACCUACUGCUACUUCGCCGGCAUGGUCUUCGCGACCUGCGCCAUCCUCGGUCAUUUCUCCAAAACCCUACUCCUCCUCCUAAUCCCCCAAACCCUCAAUUUCCUCUACAGCACCCCCCAACUCUUCCACCUAAUCCCAUGUCCCCGACACCGUCUCCCCCACUACAAUCCACAAACCAAUCUCCUCGAACCCUCCAUAACCCCCUGGCCAAAUCCUCCCAAACCCCUCCAAGCAACCCUUCUUCACCUCCUACAUAAACUGCAUCUCCUCGCUCUCAAAACCAAUAACGAGGGGCACAUAAUCGAAAGUAGUAAUUUCACACUGUUAAACCUAUGGCUCGUGUGGUUUGGACCCAGGAGGGAAGAUCGCUUGGCGCUGGAGAUUUUGUGUAUGCAGGGUGUGUGUGGAUUAUUUGGCUUGUUUGUGAGACAUCGAUUGGCGUUGUUGAUUUUUCAGAGUGAUAAUUUGAGUGUGUAG